Rhododendron vialii is the source of this 2638-nucleotide messenger RNA. Its product is annotated as subtilisin-like protease SBT1.7. Gene Ontology annotation, biological process: proteolysis. Gene Ontology annotation, molecular function: serine-type endopeptidase activity. The transcript has 3 exons. Lineage: Eukaryota; Viridiplantae; Streptophyta; Magnoliopsida; Ericales; Ericaceae. The record is from RefSeq and is a predicted model, not a curated record. Bases 48 to 2342 code for a protein of 764 amino acids.
UAUACUUUGCUACGUACAUUUCAAUUUAACAUAACUAUACAGCAAAUAUGAAGUUUCUUUUACUGCUAGUGGUUGUUCUGUGUUUCGGCCAAGUGUCUGUGGCAUCAGUGGUAAAGAAGAACCAUGUACAAGAAAAAACUUACAUAGUCCACAUGGCGAAAUCCCAAAUGCCGUCGAGUUUCCGCGACGACAGUACUCUAUGGUACCGAUCAUCGCUCAAAUCGGUGUCCAACUCAGCCGAGAUGCUCUACAAGUACAACAAUGUUGUGCAUGGGUUCUCGACGAGGUUGACACCGGACGAAGCCCAGUCGAUGAAAACACAACCCGGGGUUGUCUCCGUGUUGGACGAAGUGAAGUACGAGCUUCAGACGACUCGGACGCCUGAGUUCCUCGGCCUUUACCAGAGCACUGAUUUGCUCCCCGGCUCCGACUCGGUGAGUGAUGUUAUCAUCGGAGUGUUGGAUACCGGCGUCUGGCCAGAAAGCAAGAGCUUCAACGACAGCGGAAUGGGGCCUGUUCCUAGGAGUUGGAAGGGGGUAUGUGAGUCUGGCACCAAUUUCACUUCAUCCAACUGUAAUCGCAAGCUGAUUGGAGCAAGGUAUUUCUCUAAAGGCUAUGAAGUCUUCAUUGGUCCAAUCAACGAAACACUGCAAUCAAAAUCGCCAAGAGACGACAUCGGUCACGGGACACACACAUCAACCACAGCAGCCGGCUCAUCCGUCGCCGGUGUCAGCCUAUUCGGCUAUGCCCCCGGAACCGCGCGGGGAAUGGCCUCGCGUGCGAGGGUCGCAGUGUACAAGGUGUGCUGGCUCCUCGGCUGCGUCGCCUCCGACAUAUUAGCAGGGAUGGACAAAGCCAUCGAGGAGAGGGUCGAUGUCAUCUCCCUAUCUAUCGGUGCCUUUGCGCUUCCGUAUUACAUAGACACGAUUGCAAUCGGAGCCUUCGCCGCAAUGGAGAACGGAAUAUUCGUCUCUUGCGCUGCCGGUAACUUGGGUCCCUAUCCAGCUACUCUCCUCAACGUUGCGCCGUGGAUCACCACCGUCGGUGCUAGUACCUUGGACCGUGAUUUCCCGGCAUACGUUAGUCUCGGAAACGGAGUGAAAUUCUUCGGUGCGUCAAUCUACAAAGGUCCCUCGUUGCCGAAGAACAUGCUACCCUUCGUUUAUGCUGGAAACGCGAGUAAUUGGAUGGACGGAAAUCUUUGUGGAGUGGGCUCCUUGAUGCCUGAAAAAGUUCGUGGUAAAAUUGUGCUUUGCGAAGGUUGGAUACUUAACAGGGCAGAGAGUGGGAUAGCGGUGAAAGAAGCUGGUGGGUUUGGGAUGGUUUUUGUCAACUUGGUGGCUGACACGAGGGAACAAAUAGCAAUAGCCGAUCAACUGCCGGCUACGACGGUGGGAAAGACGGCCGGCGACAAAAUAAAGAGUUACCUGUUUUCAGAUCCCAAUCCGAGGGCCACGAUUGUUUUCGAGGGAACCGAACUGGGGAUCAAGCCGUCGCCGGUAGUUGCGGGAUUCAGUUCAAGGGGGCCGAACCCGAUUACGCCGGAAGUACUCAAGCCUGACCUGAUGGCGCCCGGCGUUAACAUCAUUGCGGGUUGGUCAGGAAAAGCGGGACCCACACAGGCUGCAUCAGACGACAGGCGCGUGGAGUUCAGCAUAGUCUCUGGCACUUCGAUGGCGUGCGCCCAUGUCAGUGGCCUCGCCGCGUUGCUCAAGGGGGCCCACCCGCAGUGGAGCCCCGCUGCGAUUCGCUCGGCCCUAAUGACCACUGCAUACACGACGUACAAAGAAGACGGCCAACCCUUUUUAGAUGGUGCCGAUGAAAAGCCGUCUACGCCAUUCGGUCACGGCGCUGGGCAAGUGGACCCUGUAAAAGCACUCGACCCUGGACUCGUCUACGAUUUGGACGUUCUUGAUUACUUGAGCUUCCUAUGUGCCUUAAAUUACACCGCAUCGGAGAUUAACAGAGUAACCAGGAGUAACUUCACUUGUGACCCAAAAGUCAAAUACAGUGUUACUAAUGUCAACUAUCCUUCCUUCGCUAUACCUCUCCAAAGUGGUGGCAGCGGCAACGGGUCUACAAUACUGAAAUAUACAAGAACACUUACGAAUGUUGGACCAGCGGCGACCUACAAUGUGUUUGUUAAUAUGCAAAAUGAGUCGGUUAAGAUUAUAGUCGAGCCGAGUUCGUUAACUUUUAGUCAAGUGAAUGAUAAGAUGUCGUAUACGGUGCAGUUUACUGUUAGUUCACUGCCAAUAUUGAAUUCAUUUAGCUAUGGAAGUAUCAAGUGGUGUGACGGAAAGCACGUUGUUAGAAGUUCGAUUGUGAUUAGCUGGAGAUGAUCAAUUGGAGUAGGAAAGGGAUUGUGAUUAGAACUCUAGAUGCAGCUUCUCUUUGAUUGAUUUCAAAUUCAAGUGAUCCUUUAGAAGAUUUGAGCUACUAGCUAGGGGUGUCCCAGCAAAGCAGGGUUGUAACAAAACAAUAAUUCCAUGGCAGGAGAACGACUGAAUUUUUUCGUAUCUUGGUUGUACUUUCGAGUUAUGUCGAUGCGAAUUGUGGACAAAAUGUAUUUGCCUUGUUGGGAUGUUAUGUAGCUCAAUGUAUGAAUCAUAUUGAAAGAUUUUGAAAUUUCCCACCC